AUGACGCAGCACGAAGAGCUGAAGUAUGUGGGGCUCAGUAGUGUGUCAACCCUGAACUAUGACAACAUGGUGAGAUCCAAGUUCGGCGUUGCCAUCAGCCAGACCUUAGAAUUCGGCAUACCGCUGAUGCCGCUGAUCUUCUUCUACGACAAGCCUCACAUUUGCCGCACUGCGCACUAUCGAGACUUGUUGGGGCCAGGCUCCUUGGUGCGUAAGGGCGAGUUUAUCGAGGAGACGCUGGGUGUGGCGCAGCGCGAGGACAUUAUCAAACACGGAUGCCCACGCCAAGUACGGCACUUUCCAGCUCGAUUUCCGAGUGACGAGUAUGGAGGGCAAUUUGCUGUGGUGAGGCACCUCAACGGUCGCGCCUUCCUCUCGCCCGAGCAGCGAGUGGCCAGGGGAUGGACCGCCACACUCCGCUUCGCCGCUUGA
Effrenium voratum is the source of this 432-nucleotide messenger RNA. NCBI's taxonomy places the organism in Eukaryota, Dinophyceae, Suessiales, Symbiodiniaceae. The record is from the annotation of a GenBank genome assembly.